Cyprinodon variegatus (sheepshead minnow) is the source of this 2497-nucleotide messenger RNA. RefSeq names its product palmitoyltransferase ZDHHC5-like (gene zdhhc5a). The coding region runs from base 74 to 1231 and encodes 385 amino acids. Gene Ontology annotation, molecular function: palmitoyltransferase activity. The record is from RefSeq and is a predicted model, not a curated record. The transcript is spliced from 10 exons. Gene Ontology annotation, biological process: protein palmitoylation. NCBI's taxonomy places the organism in Eukaryota, Metazoa, Chordata, Actinopteri, Cyprinodontiformes, Cyprinodontidae.
CCCUGGAAUGAGCCUCAGUGAGCGAUUCCCUGACAUUGUUGAUGAGCAGAAGCAGCGCUCCUAGCUGACGGUGAUGCCCGGUAGCAGCAGUAAGAGCGGAGGGCGGGGCCCCUCCUCUUCCCCCCUCCCACAUGCCGUGGUCCCGCCCAGCAGGCCCCUCAGACCUUCCCGCUACGUUCCAGUUUCAGCAGCCACCUUCUUCCUGGUCGGAUCCACCACGCUGUUCUUCUGCUUCACGUGUCCGUGGCUCUCGGAGCGCUUCUCUGUUGCCAUUCCAAUCUACAAUGGAGUUAUCUUUCUGUUUGUGUUGGCUAACUUCUGCAUGGCCACAUUCAUGGACCCCGGCAUCUUCCCAAGGGCGGAAGAAGACGAGGACAAAGAGGAUGACUUCCGUGCUCCGCUCUACAAGACGGUGGAGAUCAGGGGGAUCCAGGUCAGGAUGAAAUGGUGUUCAACCUGUCGCUUCUACAGACCCCCACGUUGCUCCCACUGCUCCGUCUGUGACAACUGUGUCGAGGAGUUCGACCAUCACUGUCCGUGGGUGAAUAACUGCAUCGGCAGGAGGAACUACCGCUACUUCUUCCUGUUCCUGCUGUCUCUGACGGCUCACAUCAUGGCCGUGUUUGGGUUCGGACUGCUCUUCAUCCUCUACCACCAGAAGAACAUCGACCACCUCCACGCCAUCGUUACGCUGGCUGUAAUGUGUGUGGCAGGCUUGUUCUUCAUCCCUGUUGCUGGGCUCACUGGUUUCCAUGUGGUGCUGGUGGCCAGAGGCAGAACAACCAACGAGCAGGUGACUGGAAAGUUCCGAGGGGGGGUGAAUCCGUUCACCAAUGGCUGUUGGAGGAAUGUCUCUCAUGUCCUCUGCAGCUCUCAGGCGCCCAGGUAUCUGGGCAGGAAGGCGUGUGUGCAGAGCGUGAGCGUUCAACCUCCAUUUCUGCGGCUGCAGCUCACCGAGGCUCAGCUGGCGGCCAAGAUCCUGGACAACGGCAUCCAGGGAGACAUGCACAGGUCCAAGUCCAGCCUUGAGAUGAUGGAGAGUCAGUCGUGUGACGCUGAGCCCCCUCCUCCUCCCAAACCCGAGCUGCGUUACCCUGGAAUCAGGAACAUGGAAGAGUGCAGCCUGCUGAACAAAGCCCCUCCCACCCCCACCAUGUACAAGUACAGGCCCACCUACAGCCCGGGGAAGAACCACGCCACGCUCACCCAUGCUUACGCCAACCAGAGGUGAGCCGAUCCGGAUCAGCCCUCUGAGUCGGACCAAUGGCGGCCAGCCCUUCUCCUCCUCCUCCUCCUGCUCCGCCCCCUCCUCCCCCUCUCACCUGGCCUCCUCACCCAGCAGAACCGGAGCGGAACACCCGAGCUCGCCGAUGACACAAAGUCCGCUCCACAGGCCUCAGGGCGGCGGGGUGAAGAAGGUGACGGGCGUCGGCGGAACCACCUAUGAGAUUUCUGUGUGAUUUCCUGUUCAGAGCUUCUGGACGGUGUGGUUUGGACCUGGACCAGGCUGGUAGCCUGAGAAGCCAUGAAUAAUCAGACAUCUGGCCCAGUCCUGGGGGGCGGGGCUUCCUUGACCAAGUGUAGCUUUCCUUAAGGUUCAUUGAGCACUUUGGACUUCAGUCAAACUGGACUUUUCUAUUUGAACAAGUGAAUCCUGUGCAGAAGCGGAUCAGUUCCCACUGAGGGACUCCUGCAGAAGCUGUGGUCUGAUGCAGGAUGAGGAUCGCUGUGAGGUUUGGCUCCGCCCCCACAGCGCUGCCUCUGCAGCAGAAGCUCAUUGGGACCUGAUGUCUUUAGCUGUUUUACUCCUGCCUGUACAGAAUGAUGUGAUUUCUACAUGUGGGUUUAACUGGGCGCCGUCUGCAGACAGGAGCAUGUGGUGUUUGCACAGGCCACCGCAGGAACAACACGCUAACGUCACUGAACAUGUGUUGGCUCUGAAUGGCCGAGCAACUUUUCUACAAAAUUCCUUCUCUGAACAAUUGCCUUGAAAACCAACAUUUCAAGUAUUUUUUUUUUAUUUCUUUUAUUUAAUUUGAUGUUUUUUUUAUCAAUUUGUACGGUAACCCAGCUGUUGAUGAAUGGAGAGUUUUAAAUAUUGAGUCUUGAAGCUUGGGGUGAAAGUGGAAGGCUGAUUGGCUGAAAUGUUCCAGCUGUUCUCCAGGAUCACAGCUGGACGCCACAUUCAGCUGCCCUGACCGAUCCAGCCACUGAUGGAGGCGGAACAUUUCAGCAGGAAUCUGCAUCUCUACAGGAAGCCGAUGGCAGUAAAGCAACAUUUCAGAUAGAAAGUAAUGUGUCAACCUGAGUCUGAAAAUAAAUGGUUACAUGUGGACAGCAGGAGCAGAUGGUUGUCUUUCUGAGACGUUACUGACGGUUUGUUUGCCUCAAUGAAAAGAAUGCAGCUUGGAGUAAAACAUCUUCAACUUUCCUGUCAGUCUGCAUCUUUUUCUCUAAUUCGUUAUGAUGAAGGAGCACAGAGGAGACGAGGCGUUUC